This is a messenger RNA of Petromyzon marinus (sea lamprey), 1737 nucleotides long. RefSeq names its product guanidinoacetate N-methyltransferase-like. Lineage: Eukaryota; Metazoa; Chordata; Hyperoartia; Petromyzontiformes; Petromyzontidae. Gene Ontology annotation, biological process: creatine biosynthetic process. The record is from RefSeq and is a predicted model, not a curated record. Gene Ontology annotation, molecular function: guanidinoacetate N-methyltransferase activity. Gene Ontology annotation, cellular component: cytoplasm; nucleus.
CGCACAGCUGCUGAACCGGCCUCUUCGUCCCGAGCAGGCCACGCUCUUCCUCCUCCCCUCGUCUUCCCCCACAAGCCCGGCUCCCCUCCACCCACCACACCCGCCGCCGAUUCCACCAUCCCGCGGCCGGGCGGCGCACCGCUUGACCCCCACAUGUGCACGCAGCGAUGAUGGCCACGGACGCCGAUCAUCGGAUCUUCACGGAUGGAGAGAACUGCAAGCCGUCGUGGCGAGAUGCGGGUGCUGAUUACGAUGAGACAGACACACAUCUGGAGAUCAUGGGAAAACCUGUCAUGGAGCGAUGGGAAACCCCAUACAUGCACAAGCUGGCUUCCGUCGCCAGCUCUAAAGGCGGACGGGUUCUGGAGAUCGGCUUUGGCAUGGCUAUCGCGGCCACCAAGGUAGAGGAGAACGACAUCACGGAGCACUGGAUCAUCGAGUGCAACGACGGCGUCUUCCAGCGCCUGCAGCAGUGGGCGACGAAGCAGCCGCACAAGAUCGUGCCACUGAAGGGGCUGUGGGAGGACGUUGUGCCAACGCUGCCGAAAGGACACUUUGAUGGGAUUCUGUACGACACCUACCCACUCUCCGAGGCGACCUGGCACACGCAUCAGUUUGACUUCAUUAAGGGUUACGCCUACGACCUCCUCAAGCCUGGCGGCGUGCUCACCUACUGCAACCUCACGUCGUGGGGCGACCUCAUGAAGAACAAGUUCACCGACAUUGAGAAGAUGUUCCAGGAGACACAGGUGCCUCAGCUCGUGGAGGCAAAGUUCAGGAAGGAAGACAUCAGCGUGGAGGUCAUGGACUUGGUGCCACCCUCAGACUGCAGAUACUACUCCUACACCAAGAUGAUCGCCCCCACCAUCAUCAAGCACUAGGCGGCACGCACGCACGCACUGGGGAAUGGCAGCAAACGCUGUUCUUGUUUAUCUUCCAGUUUCACCACUUGCACCACUUCAGUGCUUAAUUGGAGGCACGUAUUACCAAUUGUUUCCACUGGUAAGUCCGAGCUGAGCCAACACGGCGUUCUCAUGGCACAGGUCGUUUUUCCACUAGCUAUUUGCCAAGCCGAGUCAAAACCAAGCCGCGACAACGCUGCUGGCCUUUCUAGACAACUAAAUAUGCCAAGAGGAGGAGCGAGGGGGGCAAGCGGGGCCAGGGAUCAUUAAGCGGGGGCUUCGCGUGUGGUUUCGCUACGCUGUGAGUACGCAGCAUUACCACGCCAUCUACCGUGCACAGUCCCACUUAUAAAUAAAUUAAACUGGUGGUGUACUACUUUGGUGGUGUACUACUUUGGUAGUGGUGCACAUGCGCAGAUAAUAAUAAUAACAACUGAUAUUAAUCAGCAACACUGUGGCCCUAAAAUAAAUGUUCCUUCUUCAUCGCACUUAGGCCAGAGAGGAGAGAGAGUGGAUACACAAGUUGGACUCUUCGCUUUACAUCAUUGUGCUAAACUAGUUCACUGUGUAUGAAAAAACUACUCGGCCAGGCUGGAUUGGUGCGGUUUGGUUGUACGGAAGAGGUAUAAAAUGCAACUAAUCUUGUCAAUUAUUGUACUGUAAUUAGUACAGUAGUUUUUAAAAACUAAAUUCAGCACAACACUGCUGUUUUUCAAGGGACUUCUGUAUAGAUAUGCGGGUCAUUUUACCACGCGAUUCCUCCGGUUUCCUGUUUCAAAAUGAUGUUUGAUGCCUGUGGAUGAUUAAUAAAGAAAUCUGUAAAGGUGCAACCCUG